UCUGUAACACCCUCCUGUUCACGUGCAUCUGGGUGAGAACCCGCACUGAAUGCGUACGGAACCAUCGCGAGGAGGACGAGCGCUCGCAGCAUCAGCAACACACACUUCCACACGCGCGCGCGCACACACACACACACACACAUAGGCUACCAAAGAGGUCAGCUCGCGUGCUGCGACUUGAACGGAAGACAACCGAGUGCCGCGAGACACAAUAAAGGAGGCAUAGGAACUGAUCCCCGUGCCGUCACACACGCUGAAGAGACAAAGCCCGUCGUAACCAUGAUGACGGACAGUAAGGAUGCUAAGCUUGACGCGCGGGUAGAGGUAACAGAAUCUGAAGGCCCAGAGCGGCAACGGAAGGGCAAAUUCCAGCCAUUCCGGCGUAUAUUUGGGAAGAAGAAAAGGAGGGAAGCAGAGCGUGGGUUUGAGGGAUCUGAACUUAAACCUAGCCAUUCCACUGACAGUGUUUGCAAUGGGGUGGUCUCAGUUAUCGAGGAGAAUGAUCAGUAUCUAAGGGAGUUAAACACCCUAGGGUCCCGAGCUUUUUCUCACGAGAGUGUAUUUAUCCCAGAGGACUCAGAGAAGACAUAUCCAGGACAGACAAUGUCCCAGGAGAACGUUUCAGACAAAGUUAGGAACAUUCAGAGGCAAAUUGGACAUAAUAUCAAAUUUGGUCAGAGACCUCCUUCACAUAGAAAGAGUGAGGGAGAUGAAGGUAGCUCAGAUGAAGAAGAGAUACCACGAAGUCCACUGAGGUUUCUUGCUCAGGUGGAGAAUGAGCCACCAGAGACCGAAGCCAACGAAAAAGCUGGCAGCCAUGACACGGUCCAGCACAGAACUCCAGUCAAAUCCCCACGCACUAAGCGCCCACCUCCGCCUGGCACAAUUGAGUCCAUCAAUCUAGAUGCUGUCCCUCAGUCUGUCUCAUGCUUGGACAACACUGCUGCCAAACAUAAACUGUCUGUCAAACCGAAGAACCAGAGGGUGUCACGCAAACAUAGAAGAUUCACACAGGAGUUUCAGGAAGAGGAUUUCUCUGAAAUGCAAGAGCAAUCUGAAACACAAAAGGACGAAGAAGUCUUUGAUUUGUCAAGAGAGGACUAUAACAUUAUCCAUAGGAGCAAAGAGGAUUAUGAACCCACUGAGAAAUCGAUAAGGCGACGAUUUCAUGAGGAGGAGCAAGAACGCCUUGAGUUUCAGAGAAGGGAACAAGAGGAAGAGAGAAAGAUGGAGGAACAACAAAGGAGAAUUGAGGAGCAGAGGCUAGAAGAAGAAAAGCAGCGCAGACAGGAAGAGGAUAGGCUGCAAAAGGAGGAAGAGGAGAGGACGCAACGAGAGGAAGAGGCAAGGAAAGAAAGGGAAGAGGAAGAAAGAAAGAGAGAAGAGGAAGAGCAAAGAUUAAAACGCGAGGAAGAGCAAAAGAGGCAAGAGGAGGAAAGAAUGUGGAAAGAGGAGGAGGAAAGAAGAAGAGCAGAGGAGGAGAGAAGGCAGCAGGAACUUGAGGCAGAGCGUCUUCAUCUGGAAGAGGAAAGAAAAAGGGAGCAGGAGGAGAGAAGGAGAAAAGAGGAGGAGGAGGCAGAACAACAUAGGAUUCAAGAGUUAGAGGAGAAACGGCAGAGAGAGGAAGAGGAGAAAAGAAGCCGACGAGAGGAGACUGAGAGAAAAAGACUAGAGGAAGAGGAGGAAAGAAAGUGGCAACAGCAAGAGGAGAAAGCUGGAGCUACUGACCCAGAAUGGAAAAGAAAAGCAGAGGAACUGAGAUGGAGAGAGAUGGAGGAGAGACAGAGGCCCUUCACUUUCAAGGUUUCUUCAGGUGAGAAGCAGAUACUUUUCCAGAAGGUCAACCUCACUCCUGUUACUCUAUCAACUGGCCAACAGGGUGAAUCAACAGCUGAAACCAGGGAGGGAGCUAAAGCUUCUUCACCAGGAUGCACAGAUUCACCAACUCUGUCUUCAUCUCUUUAUGUCCCACAUACUGCAAUUCUUGUGACAGGAGCCCAACUUUGUGGAACUGCAGUCAAUCUCGAUCAGAUCAAAGACACAGCCUGCAAGACCCUUCUUGGCCUUUCGGAAGGCAAAAAGGCCAUGAGCACUCCUCCAACCAAAAGCAAGACUUCACCAGAUCGUAAAUCUGGAAAAACCAAAUCCUUAUAUGAGUCUUCCUUAUCUGUAGACCAAUCAAAUGCUGCUGUCCUGGCAGAAUGGGCAAGUAUCCGAUCCAAAAUUUUUAAAGGUGCUGAGGAUGGAAAAUAUCCCGAAUACCCAGAUCAGAGUCGCAGGCCGAUAAGUGAGGAUCUAAAUACAGUGCCAUUCUCUCACAGCAACCUCAGGAAAACCAUGUCAGCCAGUGCUAAGUUUUCCAUCAUACCAGCCAGAAAGAAGUUUACUGAUUCCAAAAGGAACUCAGAGAGUUUGGGUCAGGAAGACAAAGAAGGUGUGACAAUAGAAUCACCAUCUACGGAAACUCCCUCUGUACAAAAAUCUGAAUUGCCCUCUUUAGGUACCAAGAUCCAGAGCAGGGGAAGCAAAGUUGUCCGCAUCACAGAUAGUGCUGAAGAAUGCAUGUUUGCCAAAGACCUCCCCUCCUUCCUUGUUCCCAGUCCACCACAUGGAUCUCCCAAAUCACAGAGAUCCGAGUCUGGAUCCCUAAGUCAGGCAGAAUCAGAAGACUUGGCUCCAAAGGAUGAAAGGGAUCAGAAGGACCAGAGUGGUGAUGAGCAGCCCUCACCUUUUGGAAUCAAGUUGAGAAGAACCAACUACUCUCUUCGCUUCCACAAUGAACAAUCUGCAGAGAAGAGGAAGAAAAGGUACAGUGCAGGAGACAAUUUUGAAGGUGUCCCAGUGCCCCUCACCUCCACUGACCAAGAUUCUGACACUUCUACACUCUCGGAAAAGUCUAGCCCUGUUUCUCCGCAACAAGAGAUUACCGGAUUUCGAUCCACUACAGCACCCAGUAAAGAAUCUCGAAGUAAGUUUAGCAGAAAUACUCUCCCUUUGGCACGCACUGAAGCCGUCAAUUUUGUCCCCAAGCCUCCAUUUUACCAAAAACCAGCUACAUCCCCCAAACCAUCUGAAGAUGCCACACCUCCACCCUCUCCUCUCCCGAAACCUGGCAGAAGGACUUCAGGGGACAUGAUUUCACAAUGGACAGGGCAAGCAGAACAGAUAGAUGCUGCGCAGAGCAGUGAUCAAAAGGAAGAAGUUGCAGCAUCUGUACCAUCCCAGAAAAAUGGACAAGGGGAGGAGGAGCUUAAAGAAAAGAAGUCAUUUUUCCCAUCCAUCAGCAUGCCAUGGAGAGAAAAAACAGACCGUAGGACAGAACUAAUUAAAAAAGAAAAACCCUCUCUGCAGGCCAGGCACUCUCUGGACAGCUCACGGACACAGGAGAAAGAGACAGGACCACUUUGGAUCACUCUGGCACUGCAAAAACAGAAAGGCUUCAGAGAACAGCAGCAAAACCGAGAUGAUAGGAAGAGCCAGAGAGAAGCUAAGCUGGCUGAGAAACAGGCUAGGGACAGAGAUAGCGCUGGAAUGAUCAGUCCCACAGAGGAUAAGGGCAAUGGAAGUCCCAGCCCUCUCAAGCCUCAAGCAGCAGAUGCGAAUAAGAGACCAGACACACUCCUGUCCCGUUUUGAACGACGUGACAACUUGAAGAAAGCAAAUACCUUGCCCAGCUCAGUCACAGUUGAAAUUACAGACUCUACACCAUCUCCGCCAGCAACAAAAGAUGUGACAAAGCGCUUCCCUCCUGGUGACACUACCCAGGUUUCUACCGAGCCUGCCUGGCUUGCCCUAGCAAAGCGUAAGGCCAAAGCCUGGAGCGACUGCCCACAGAUCAUCAAGUGAUCCAUUACUGCUGACCAGUGAAAAAGCAAACAAGGCAUCUCCUUCAUCCACAUCACUUAGCCAUCACUGCACCCCAGCUCACCUCUUGCUCUGAACAAAAAGUUUAUAAUUUACUUUAGAGCAAUCAGGCAUUUCUGAAUAUUUGGUAAUUUAGUGACUAAAUAUUGUACCAAUAUUAAGAUUCACUAAGGAUUUUAUCAAAUGAUCACAUAAGACAAUGACAUCAACCUGCCCCUCUAGUUUUCAAUACACAGGAUUAUUGCAAUAACAUGCAUCAAAAGCUUAUUUACUCAUUUUGUGUCACAGCCUAUCAAACAAGCCCUAGAAUCUUCAGAGAAGUUGCAGCCCUUCAUAUAUUUGAAGUUGCCAGUGGUUAACAGUGUAUAUACACAAUGCAUGCCAAACUGUUGAUUCUAGAUAUCACUAAAACAAUAUGAGUGGUUCACAUUAAGUACAAAUGCAUCAUGUCAAGUAAAACAAGAAAGUAUGUUAUUGCUUUGGUGACAAUUCUGGGAAGCAAGUCAAGGGCUAAUAAUGACACAGCUGAUGAAACCUUCACAAAUUUCACUCCCACAAGCAUGUAAAUCAGAGAAACGGAUUUGUAAUUUUUCUUGUUUUCUUUUUCCAUGUAUGCACUCAAAUGAGUUGCCACUCACAGACCUUGCCGAUGGACAGACAUUGUCACUUUUUUUAUUUCUUAUUAUAUUUGAUAUCUUGGCAAAGUAAAAAGAUCUUCACUGUGUCCGUGACAACUGUGAGUUCUGUUAUUUUAACUAUUGCUACAAAUCAUAAAUGACACGUCAGCACUGUUUACUCAUGUAAUUAACUAACAAUGAAUUUGAAGUUUCCAUGACAACAUAGUAUAUAUGCACUUGAACCGUGCUGUCAAUUGAUGAAAAAUCUACUUCUUGCAGUGUCAAUACACGCCUGUUUCUGUAGAAUUGGUUGCCUGGGAACUGCCUGCUUGCUGUAACAUAAACAAUGCUAUCCUGGCGUAGCGUGUGCUAGCAUCUCUUUUACCGCUAAUUAGCAAAACCUGCAACACGGCUAAGUGAUGGGAGAUCAGUGUUUCAAAUGCAACGUCCCGGGGAGAGAGAGUAAGAACAAAAGGUCUAGCCAAUGGAAAUAUCCUUUACAAAAAAAGGAGCAUUUCUAGUGAGUGAAUGAAUGGACUAUUAACGGACAUCACCUCUAUGUCCUUGAAUAAGGCAGCUAACCCCAGAUCGCUCCGGGGGGGAUUGUCCUUGUAGAUGCAGUUGCUCUGAAAAAAAGUGUCUGCUAAAUGAUGGAGGUUAUUAAAAUCGAAGCCUUGAUCUCUCAGCAGAGCCACUGACUCCACUAUCUAAUGUAACGUUGUAUGUAUGUAAUGUAUGUAUGUAAUAGAGGUGAAAUGAAGCAGACUGCAUUCCUUUGGAGAUCUCCUGAACUGCAGUCGCGUCACUUUGUUUUUACAUUGGUCGUGUGCAAUAGUGUAGCGUAAACAGUGUUGUAUGUGAUAUAUAACAAAAAGUUUGUUGAUAAUUACACUUUUUUUUUUGUUCCACUUUAGAAAAACCCAUUACAGAAAAAGUGAUGCAAAUGUUAUGAAAUAUGUAGAGAAAAUUAAAGGAAGCUGUUUGAAA
Cyprinus carpio (common carp) is the source of this 5468-nucleotide messenger RNA. Its product is annotated as capping protein inhibiting regulator of actin dynamics-like. Gene Ontology annotation, biological process: maintenance of gastrointestinal epithelium; negative regulation of barbed-end actin filament capping. The record is from RefSeq and is a predicted model, not a curated record. Lineage: Eukaryota; Metazoa; Chordata; Actinopteri; Cypriniformes; Cyprinidae.